Molecule: messenger RNA, 3370 nt
Organism: Gadus chalcogrammus (walleye pollock)
Lineage: Eukaryota; Metazoa; Chordata; Actinopteri; Gadiformes; Gadidae
Gene: sec14l8
Product: SEC14-like lipid binding 8
Exons: 12
Coding region: 263-1546 (427 amino acids)
Cellular component (GO): cytoplasm
Source: RefSeq, a predicted model, not a curated record
GGAUCCACUGCAUUUGCAUCUCUGUAUCUAAAUUAAUCCAGUCACUUUUUUUCGAUAAGCAGCCCAGCCCGCCUCUCGGGGCGUUACCAGUGCCGCGCUCCGGAGUCGGGAUGAGCGCCAGCGCCGAGGUAGCAUCAGACAGCAUCGUCGUAUCAGGCAGUAACCCGAUGAGGAGGUCGCAUAUCGGGCUGCAGAACUGCGAAACGCCUUACCAUUUUGGAUUAAAGUCUCCUUCGGAUAGCUGUAUUUUACGAAAGGCACUAUGAGUGGGGUGGUUGGGAACCUAAGUCCUAAACAGGCCAGCGCCCUGGAACAGUUUCGAGAGCAGGUCAGUGACCUUCUUCCUCAACUGCCUGCACAGAAUGAUCACUUCCUGUUGCGAUGGCUAAGAGCCCGAAACUUUAAUCUUCAGAAGUCUGAAGCAAUGCUACGAAAGCAUAUGGACUUCCGGAAACAAUUGUAUGUUGAUAAAAUCAUAACUGAAUGGAGGCCUCCAGAGGUGUUGGAGAAGUAUCUCUCUGGAGCGAUGUGUGGUUACGACCGGGAGGGCAGCCCUGUCUGGUACGACAUCAUUGGCCCGAUGGAUCCAAAAGGUCUCUUCCUGUCUGCGGCCAAGCAAGACUUCAUCAAGUCCAAGAUCAGAGAUUGCGAGAUUCUGCAGAAGGAAUGUGACCUGCAAUCCCAGAGGCUGGGAAAGAACAUUGAAUCGAUCACCAUGGUCUUCGAUGUUGAAGGUUUGGGGCUGAAACACAUAUGGAAACCUGCCAUUGAUACAUUUUCAGAGAUCCUCCAGAUGUUUGAAGAAAACUACCCCGAGCGGCUGAAAAGGCUGUUUGUCAUCAAAGCCCCAAAGCUCUUCCCCGCAGCCUACAACCUCGUCAAGCACUUCCUAUGUGAGAACACGCAACAGAAGAUCUUCAUUCUUGGGGCCAACUGGCAGGAGGUGUUACAGCAGUACAUAGCCCCCGAGGACCUGCCCGCCAUCUAUGGGGGCAAGCUGACGGACCCCGACGGAGACCCGCGCUGUCGGACCCUGCUCCACUUUGUAGCCACAGUGCCCAAGUCCUACUAUGUUCGGGACCAAGUUCAGCUGAACUAUGAGCAGACAGAGAUGGUGAACCGUGGCUCGUCCCUGCAGAUGGAGUAUGAGAUACUGGCUCCUGGUUGUAUUCUCAGGUGGCAGUUUGCCAGUGAGGGGGCAGACAUUGGCUUUGGGGUGUUCCUCAAGUCCAAUAAAGGACAAUGGCAGAAGGCAUCACAGAUGACAGAGGUUGUUCAUAGCCAGCGCUACAACUCCCAUUUAGUGCCUGAAGAAGCCUCACUCACCUGUCAGCAGCCGGGAGUUUAUGUUCUCCGCUUUGACAACACUUACAGCCUCCUUAAGUCCAAACGAAUCCAGUUUACCGUUGAUGUCCUGCUCCCUGGCCAAUUGCAGUCCCCGAAGGCUGGUGGCAGUAUCCAAUCAGAAUCGGUGAAUGGGCUUGGCCGAGAAGAACCCAGAAAUCAGAUUGUUGUGGACCAGACUGCAUCCGCACAAAUGGCUUGAACCCCCUGAUACUUGAAUAUGAUAGGUCUUUUGUUGGCCCUUUCCAGAGACCCAAUCCACACACACUCCAAAUCCUAAAGACGUUGAUCUGAUAAAUAUAUAAUUCCAGUUGAUUAUAUGUGACCGAUUUGAUUGUUUGAGGAAAUGGAAUGUAUAGUUGAUAUACUCAGUCAGCAUUCAGUCAACUCAUAUAUUUUCCACCAACUCAUUUUGUCUUGAUAAUUUAUGUUCGAUAUUGACAUCGAUAAUAUUUUCAGAAUAUACAGUAUUAUUUUUGUUGAAACAUAAUUUAAAGGCAAUAUUGUACACUUUGUUAUUUAGGGUGCAGUUUAGGCUGUUAUUUAUUUUUAUUAAUGGCACUGUUAUGUGUUUGUUCUCUGAAAAUGUUUGAAUAUAGGUUUUAAUCUUGUUCAUCGAAUGAGAAUACUUGUACAGGGUACAGCACUGUAAAGUGCUGUACUGUUAAGUGAAACAGGCAUACCAAUCCAUGUAUAUGGCGGUAAUUAAUGGUAUGUAACGACAAUUAUAUUGUCGUUAUAUACAUUGUGCUCCCAUACAUGCAUGGAAAUGUGUGAAGGGUGAUUUAACAGAAACCAAAUAUGUGUCCAAUAAGAAUAGCUUUUAAAUACUGGUAUAAUUCGGGUCGAUAUCUAUACUGGGCUUCAUGUGAUUUGAGAUUGUGUUAUAUGUUAAUAGAUGCAAAAACAAGGAAAUCAAAUCAUGCACUGAAAAAUAUGUGAGUCAGUAUAUAAUUAGUAUACUAUUUCCGAGUUAUAAAAUAGCUAUUUUAUUAAAACAGCAUUGGUUGAAAGGGCCUUUCCAACCAUAGGUCAGAGUGAUUAUCAUUGUGAAAGAAUUUCUCGUCCACUCGAUAUUAUGCUCUUACUCCAUAUACAUAGCAAACAAAUUGUUUUAAUUGCUUCAAAUAUUUCAAGUUAGUAAGUUAUGUAUAAUGUUAUGUAUAAUUUCUGACAUGGCUGGACUAUGCACAGUAUAUAAUGUUCAAAUAUAAACGUGAAUAAAAACAUGAAAAAAUAUAUAUCUGAGUUAUUACGGUUAGGGUACCCUUUAUUGGGCUUAGGGGUCGCUAUCGCUCAUUAGCGACCACUAAAGCUCACAACUAUUAUUUCCUAAAAAACGGCAAAUAUUGAUGUUUCAUAAGUUAUGUAUACAGGAAUUGUCUGUGUCAAACUUAUUGUUUCAUAGCCUUACCAUGGUACACGCAUUAACGGGCUUUAGAGGAAGCAGACAGUCGUUAGAGAUAUUUAAUCUUGAUGACGAUAUAGCCUUUUGUCUGUAUUUAUCUUCCGCUUUUUAGCAGACAGUCGUUAGAGAUAAUUAAUCUUGAUGACGAUAUAGCCUUUUGUCUGUAUAUUUCUUCCACUAUUUUGGUAAAUAGGCUAUUUUAUUUGUGUUCAUUAUAAUCUUUCUCUUGUUUUGUAUUUUGCAACAUCUCUUAGUCGUCCUUCAGUUGCUCUUGCUACACCUAUAGUCGACGAUAUUCAAUAUUCACUCCUAUGUUGUUUGCCUGCUGAAUGCAAUUUAUUUGCUUCUCAAACGUUUUAUUCUCCUUUCUGCGUGUAGCGUCAUAGAUCCGUAGCGACCACAAGGGGGCGCACUGCAUUCAUGAAAAGUGAGGCAUUUCAUUGAAGCAAGUAGAGAAUCUCUCUUCCAACCUGUUGCACCGUUUUCCGUUGUCCUUUGUCCUUUAUACCUGCUACACAAUAAAACAAUGUUUGGAUAAGAAUAUCAACUUCAAUUUCAUUAAUCUUCUCGUUUUUACAUAAUCGUAUAUAUUCUACAAAUAUUUGACCAUGACAUUUC